CCCACGUUGUGUCAGCAGGAAGAGAAUAGUGUUGACCGUCCUCUGGCGGAGUUUGUGGUGUGUAAUACACAUAUUUAGACCUGCUGAACAGCAUGGAGCGGCAAUAGCACAUUUUGUGCGUAGCCCGCAGAAGGUGCUAAUACCCGGGGUAUAAACGACCUGCAGCGAUGUCAGUAAACCGGUGUAUGUAUUUGUUUUCUCGGCUUCAACGCCACAUUAGCACCCGGACUGGCCGCACUACCGCUGGCAGCUGUCAUGUGUCUUGUGGGUCUGGUUUGUUACAUCAACAACAACAACAACAACAACAGGCUGGUGCUGGGGUCUGCAGCAGAAAUUUCUCCUCAAACAGUUCUUCUCCAAAACCCCCGGACACCUCUCUGUUUGUCCCCGUCUCUCUGAAGACUGACUUCUCGGCAGAUGGGAGCGUGGGGAUAGAGCUGACACAACCACUCGAUAAAAAUGAACUGUUGAAAGUUCUGAACCGGUUUUAUAAGAAGAAGGAGAUUCAGAAGAUGGCAGCAGACCAUGGCCUGGAUGCUCGUCUGUUCCACCAGGCCUUCAUUAGCUUCAGGAAGUAUGUUCUGGAAAUGACAUCACUCCCCGCCGAUCUGCACAUCAUCCUGAGUGACAUCUGCUCUGGAGCAGGUCAUGUAGAUGACAUAUACCCGUACUUUAUGCGUCACGCCAAGCAAAUCUUUCCUAUGCUGGACUGUAUGGAAGACCUGAGGAAGAUCUCAGACCUCCGAGUCCCAGCCAACUGGUACCCUGAGGCUCGUGCCAUCCAGAGGAAGGUGAUUUUCCAUGCUGGACCCACUAACAGUGGUAAAACCUACCACGCUAUCCAGCGCUACCUGGCUGCUAAGUCUGGAGUCUACUGUGGCCCGCUGAAACUACUGGCCCACGAGAUCUUUGAGAAGAGCAACAAUGCCGGUGUGCCAUGUGACUUGGUUACUGGAGAGGAGAGGACCUUCAUGGACUCGGAUGGUCGAGCAGCUGGUCAUGUGGCCUGCACCAUUGAGAUGUGCAGUGUCACCACACCUUAUGAGGUGGCUGUAAUCGAUGAAAUUCAAAUGAUCAGAGAUCUCUCCAGAGGCUGGGCCUGGACCAGAGCGCUGCUGGGUCUCUGUGCAGAGGAGAUCCAUGUGUGCGGGGAACCAGCAGCCAUAGACUUUAUCAGAGAGCUGAUGUUCACCACUGGAGAGGAGGUGGAGGUCAACACCUACCAGCGUUUAACUCCAUUCACAAUCUUGGACCAUGCUGUGGAGUCAUUAGACAACUUGAGACCAGGAGAUUGCAUCGUCUGCUUCAGUAAAAAUGACAUCUACUCCAUAAGUAGACAGAUUGAGGCCAGAGGACUAGAAUGUGCUGUCAUUUAUGGGAGUCUACCUCCAGGCACCAAGCUGUCGCAGGCCAAGAAGUUCAAUGACCCCGAUGAUCCCUGCAAGAUACUGGUUGCUACAGAUGCUAUUGGCAUGGGCCUUAACCUGAGUAUAAAACGUAUCAUCUUCAACAGUCUGAUAAAGCCAAAUGUUAACGAGAAAGGGGAGAAACAGAUGGAGGCCAUCAGCACAUCACAAGCUCUGCAGAUAUCUGGCCGCGCCGGGAGGUUCUCCUCCAAGUUUAAAGAGGGAGAAGUUACCACCAUGCACAGAGAUGAUCUGCCUGUUCUGAAGGAAAUCCUCAGCCACUCCGUAGAACCCAUAGAGACUGCAGGUCUCCAUCCUACAGCAGAGCAGAUAGAGAUGUUUGCCUAUCAUCUACCGGAUGCUACACUGUCAAACCUUGUCGACAUAUUUGUCAGCCUGUCUCAGGUGGACGGUAUGUAUUUUGUCUGCAACAUUGACGACUUCAAGUUUCUGGCUGAUAUGAUUCAGCAUAUCCCACUUAACCUGAGGUCACGCUACGUCUUCUGCACCGCUCCCAUCAACAAGAAACAACCUUUUGUAUGCACCUCCUUCCUAAAGUUUGCCCGUCAGUUCAGUCGAGACGAACCCCUGACAUUUGACUGGGUCUGUCGCCACGUUGGCUGGCCUCUGUCUGCACCCAAAAACAUAAAAGACCUGGUUCACUUAGAAGCUGUUCAUGAUGUGUUCGAUCUGUACCUCUGGUUAAGCUAUCGUUUCAUGGACAUGUUCCCAGACACGGCCUUGGUUCGAGAAACCCAGCGGGAACUUGAUGACAUCAUACAACAGGGUGUCCGAAAUAUCACCCGUCUCAUAAGAGCGACUGACCCAACCAUCACUGACUCACUACAGACACAGGGCAGACAAGCGGUUGGUAAUAGUGGAAGUGCCAGCAGUAGUUAUUCGACCCAUAGCAGAGGCCAAAGGGGACAAAGAGGCUCAGGGGAGAUGAUGGACCGCUCUCUGGCUAGUCGCCUGGUGAGAGACGGGCUGUUGACUCCUGAUUUGCUCCGGCAGCUGCAGAGGGAGUGGUCCAAAGAUCAGAAGCAAGAAUUCUCCAAUCAGAGCGCACUCGAUACAGAACAUCACCACAACAACAACAACAACAAAGGGAAACGAAAAAAGAAGAAGAAAUGAAGAGAACACAAAUGGGUCAAUGCUGUUCCCAUGAAGAUCCAUAACUGAUACAAGCCUUGGAUAAUAUCUGAUGGUUUGUUUCAAACGAAUCCCGUUUUCCAGCCCUGGAAGGAUCGUAAAGAGCUUUGAGCUGAAGCUAUAAAAAUAAAGUCACCAAAAUGCAGUUUGAACACAAGAGCAGUGUUUGAUUAUGGGCAUUUGGUCCGGACUGAGACUGACACCUGAAUACUGGGUUAUACAAUGUUUUCAUUUGAUUUACUUGUUUUGACUGUGCUAAACACUCGUUUUAUUUUCUCCCAUUUUAGUGAGAGCAUCAAAUAACUCCCAGAAUCUAAUUUUUAAAACGGUCGAAUAUGCCCAACAACAAACUUUACUGACUUCACUUGAAUUUGGCUUAGUAGAAAUAGACCCGUUGUCGGGGGUUAUUGUGGGAGAUGCCAUGUCCUGGCUAAGCUACCGGCCCAUAGUUGUAACUAGAAAACUGACCAGCAACAUGGUUUACCACAAAGUUUCAGUGGACAAAUUUCACUUUAUGAGGUUUUUUAAUAUUAAUAUGCGUUCCCCCAGCCUGUCUAUGGUCCCCCAGUGGCUAGAAAUGGCGAUAGGUGUAAACCGAGCCCUGGGU
Messenger RNA from Perca fluviatilis (European perch), 3165 nucleotides. It is a transcript of the gene supv3l1, whose product is annotated as SUV3-like helicase. The coding region runs from base 168 to 2540 and encodes 790 amino acids. Lineage: Eukaryota; Metazoa; Chordata; Actinopteri; Perciformes; Percidae. Gene Ontology annotation, biological process: RNA catabolic process; mitochondrial RNA 3'-end processing. Gene Ontology annotation, molecular function: hydrolase activity, acting on acid anhydrides; RNA helicase activity; ATP binding. Gene Ontology annotation, cellular component: mitochondrial degradosome. The transcript is spliced from 16 exons. The record is from RefSeq and is a predicted model, not a curated record.